Molecule: messenger RNA, 1073 nt
Organism: Capsella rubella
Lineage: Eukaryota; Viridiplantae; Streptophyta; Magnoliopsida; Brassicales; Brassicaceae
Exons: 4
Coding region: 132-797 (221 amino acids)
Source: RefSeq, a predicted model, not a curated record
CCCCGUUUCCGUAAAUCUCCCUUUGUAGUUGUACUUGUACAUCUCUCUCCCUCUGCUUUGGCUUUUGCUUUCCUUUUAGGGUUUUUGAUCAUCCCUCUGGUCAAUAUAGGUUUUGGUAUUAUCUCAUCUCAAUGUCUGCGAAUUCCAAGCUGGAGAGGUUUGUUUCUCAAUCGGCGGAUACGGUGGCUGUUUCUAACCGUGUGGUGGCUUCACGGUCUACUCGUCAGCCGCGGCUCUCUUUCUCCACCUUUGUUCCGGCGUCCGACAACGAUUACCCGAAGAAGAUGAAAUCCGACGAGAUAUCUCCGAAGAGAGAGGAGGUUCCGGUGUCGGCGAAGGAGAGAGAAGAAGCGGAGGAGGAGGAGGAGGAAGAGAAGAGGACUUGGAAUCUUCGGCCGAGGAAGGCUUAUGGUGGUGGUUUGAAGAAGGGAAACGGCGUGUUCACGGCGGAGGCGUGCGUUGGAGUCGGAGGAGGAGGAGGAGCUUCGGAGGUGAAGAAUCAGAAAUCAGGCGGAGGAAUGGAGCCGAAAUCGAACAGGCAGAGAGGAAUCCCGGCGGAAUCUCCGGGAUUAGGCGGUGGUGAGGUUGCGAACGAGAAUCACAGGCUUUGGGUUGCUCUUUCUAGAGACGAGAUCGAAGAAGAUUUGUUCAGCAUGUGUGGGAGCAGGCCAUCUCGCCGGCCACGGAAGAGGACUAAAACAUUGCAGAAGUAUCUCGAUGUCAUUUUCCCUGGAUUGUGUCUCGUGGGGAUGAAUGCUGAUUGCUUCAAAGUAUCCAACUCUCCAUUGAAGCGAUGAUCGAUGCAAAGUAGUCUUUUGGCAAAAGAAAAAAGGGUAGAUAGGUAUGCUGGUGAUGGAGAAACCACAGUAGAAGAUAUCUCAAGGGACAUGUUCCUGUUUCAUAACAAAUUUAGUAGUAACAAAUAUAUAAGUAAAUAUCGGUGAGUAAGUUCAUAUUUUUAUAGAUAUAUAUAUAUAUUAAAAGAGAGAGCGAGAACGAGAUGGGUUUGUUUUUGAGUUACUGAUGAUGAAAUGAAGAAAUCAGUUAGUAAGAUGCGUUGAAGUUUAGUAUAA